Molecule: messenger RNA, 798 nt
Organism: Trichechus manatus latirostris (Florida manatee)
Lineage: Eukaryota; Metazoa; Chordata; Mammalia; Sirenia; Trichechidae
Product: DNA dC->dU-editing enzyme APOBEC-3B-like
Exons: 6
Coding region: 1-798 (265 amino acids)
Biological process (GO): cytidine to uridine editing; DNA cytosine deamination; defense response to virus
Cellular component (GO): P-body; cytoplasm; nucleus
Molecular function (GO): cytidine deaminase activity; RNA binding
Source: RefSeq, a predicted model, not a curated record
AUGGACACAGGCAUAUUCCUGUGUUACUUUUCAAAUGACCCGAGGGCCCGUGAGCAGUACAGGACAUACCUGUGCUACGAGGUGGAGCUCCUGGAUGGCAACUCCUGGGUCCUGCUGUACAAGAGCAAGGGCUUCCUGCCCAAACAGCUGGACCCAGCACAGUGCCACAGGGUCACCUGGUUCAUGUCCAGGAGCCCCUGCCCUGACUGUGCCCGGGAAGUGACUGCCUUCCUGGGGAAGAACAGCCAUGUGCACCUGCACAUCUUUGCUGCCAGCAUCUAUGACUACAGCGGAGGAUAUGAGGAGCAGCUGCUCUCACUGUGGCAUGCUGGGGCCAAAAUCGCCAUCAUGACUCCCACGGACCUGAUGCAUCAAGACAUAUUUCAGUUCAACUUUAAUAAUAACUCUUUAGUCUGUGGCCAGAAACAGACCUAUCUGUGCUAUGAGGUGGAGCUCCUGGAUGACAAUUCCUGGGUCCUGCUGGAGGGAGGCAGGGGCUUCCUGAACAACCAGCUGGACCCUGCACAGUGCUACAGGGUCAACUGUUUCAUGUCCAGGAGGCCCUGCUUUCUGUGUGCAUGGGAAGUGGCUACCUUCCUGGGGAGGAACAGCCACGUGAGCCUGCACAUCUUCACUUCCUGCACCUAUGAAUACUUUCCAUCCUCAGAGUGUAAGCACUACUGGAGAACCUUUGUGGACAACCAGGGAUGUCCUUUUGAGCCCUGGAAUAGGCUGGAUAAAAACAGUCAAACGAUAUGGAAGAGGCUGCAGAGGAUUCUCCAAAAUGAGUACUAUUGA